Psammomys obesus (fat sand rat) is the source of this 2669-nucleotide messenger RNA. RefSeq names its product lebercilin LCA5 like (gene Lca5l). Bases 7 to 1971 code for a protein of 654 amino acids. Gene Ontology annotation, biological process: intraciliary transport. Gene Ontology annotation, cellular component: axoneme. The record is from RefSeq and is a predicted model, not a curated record. The transcript is spliced from 7 exons. NCBI's taxonomy places the organism in Eukaryota, Metazoa, Chordata, Mammalia, Rodentia, Muridae.
UGGACUAUGUCUUUGGCUGACACAACAAAAGUACACACAAAUGAGCAUUUCCCCAGCCUGGCACUAGGAAGCACCAGGUCUGCAGAAGGCAGGAGUGCCCCGGGGGCUAGCCGGCUCUCAGGAGACAGCGGGGAUUCCAACGGGAGCGUGGACUACAGCCGGUCCCAGUGCUCCUUCCGAAGCCUGACCUCUCACUACGACUAUUCGGAAGACUUCCUCUCUGACUGCUCAGACACAGCUGCUAACAAACUUCAGCCAGAGCCGAGUCUGGGGAUAGAAAGGGAGAAAAGGAAGUAUACUGCUUCUAAACUCUUUCGGCCUAAAGGCCUGAAGUACAUCCCAACUGAGAAAAAGCCUAUCUGGAAUGCUUCAUUUUUCAAUUCUCAAAUCCAAACAAUUGCCAAGAGAAGAGACGCCAUGACACAUCGAAUACUGUCAGCCAGGCUUCACAAGAUUAAAGAGCUGAAGAAUGAGUUAGCUGACAUCCAUCGAAAGCUGGAAGCUACUCUCAUAGAAAACCAAUUUCUGAAACAACUUCAGCUUAGGCACCUGAAAGCUAUAGGGAAGUAUGUGAACUCACAAAACAAUCUACCUCAGAUUACAGUCAAGCACCAAAACGAGGUGAAGAGCCUUCGCCAGCUCCUCCGGAAAUCCCAAGAGAAGGAGCGGACGGUGUCUAGGAAACUCCGAGAAACGGACAGUGACUUACUGAGGACCAAAGAUGCCUUGCAAGCCCUACAGAAACUCUCAGAAGACAAGAACCUUGCCGAGAGAGAAGAGCUAACUCAAAGGCUUACCAUUCUUACAGCCAAAAUGGAGGCAAAUGACAAAAAAAUACAGAACUUGGAAAAGCACCUGAGGCUGAACAACCAAUCCUUUGGUAGGCAGUUGGCCAAAGAAAACCGGAAGACGCUAGCAGCUCAAACAGCGACCAAGAAUCUGCAGGGCCAAGUGAAGCAGCUGCAGCAGAAGCUGAAGGAGAAGGAUCGUGAGCUGGAAAUCAAAAACAUCUACACUAAUCGAAUACUUAAAAAUUUACAGGAGAAGGAGGAUUACCCAAAAGUUUCUUCAACAAAAUCAGUACAAGCAGACAGGAAAAGUUUGCCGUUUGUAAAUAUAAGACACCAAGAAACCCAAAAGUCAGAUGUCCCACCUUGGACAACUAAGCAAACCUCACUGCUGCGAAGAGCACAUUGCCUGCUCACGCUCCCCGGGGACUGGCGGCCACCGAGCAGACCGCUCCUCUGGAGAGUCACUCUCGUGCUCAACCAGAGUUAUCAAAGGAGGUCGAACACCCAAACCCACAAGCCUCUCUGGAAACUAUUAGGAGGCAAAACGACAAAUGGGAAGAGGAAGAGAAGAAAGCCACGCCACCAGACGCAGAGCCACCCACAAGAGGAAGAGAGGCGCCUACUGAUGUGGAGAUCGAGGCCCCGGCCAGGGCAUCGAGCAGGGUGGCCAAGGUGGUGGAGGCCGGGGAUUCGGAGACCGUGCAUGGCCACAUCAAGAUCCCACGGCCUCGGAAGCACUACUCCUUCACGGAGGCCACCGAGGCCCUGCACAAUGGGCUGCCCACGCCCUGCGUGCAGGGCAGCCCUCGCUGCCGCCAAGGCGUGGGCAAGCACCGCAGCAACCAGGAGCUGCGGCUGGAGCCCAGCGGCUAUGAACCCUCUUUCGGCAAGGCAGCCAGGGCCAGGGCCAAAGAGACGGCAGCGUUCCGGGACAAGAAGAGCAGUCUCAUGGAGGAGCUGUUUGGUGCGGGCUUUGCAGCUAGGGCCGGCCCUGCCAAGGGCGAGGCGCUUGGCAAGGCCCAGCAGCUUGGCCAGGCCUCAGCCAGCAAUGCCUUCGGGGACUCCAGAGCCACCGUGGUGCACUCCAUCCAGGCCUCGCCGGAAGGAAAGAGGAAAACAGUUCUUUAAAUGCGAAGGUAGCCUAAUACAUUGUGCACUUCUAUGGGUGCCUUUAGUCUGACUGUGAGAGGGCUUACAUAGUGUUUUAGUACUUGGGUGGACUGUGGGUAAUUUGAGUAAUUUGCUUUAUUGCUAUCUAAUAAAAACUCCAGUGUACCUUGGUCAUAUGGUAAGGUUUUAAAUGUAAAUCUACACCUUUAUUAUGAAGGUGGAGCGUGCUCUCCAGGAAGACGGGGCUUCUCACGUAGCUCAGGCGUACCAAUUUCUGUCAUCAAGACUGUUGUCACAACUGCAUGGAGGAGACACUGCCAGCAAGAUGGCAGCAGACACAGAAAAUCCCACAACAGGGCUUCAGGCUUGGCCGGAGUGUAAGGGGCGGCCGCAGAAGCCUGUGUUUUCUGUUACUGUUGAGACUUAUUAUUUCUUCUUGUUACAUAAGGACCAUCUCUCUUGGCCUUAUUCUACAACUGCAUGCUCAAGCUGGCUGCUCAGGCCUGAUUCUAACGGUUUUGUCAGGAGAUGAAGGGCCUGUAUUCCCGGCCCACACUGUGCAGCUUGCCUUCAGCUAGCCGUAAGAGCAGCUUACUCAUCUAGACCUGGUCACACGCCUCCAGACGUUUAAGGGGCUGGUGUAUGCUAACACUCGAACGCUGAGAGCAGGGCUGAGUGUGGCCCAGUGGCAGGGUUACUGCGGAGGGGCGAUGACGGACGCUGGACAUGGCUGGCUGUGACUGCUCCACCUGCAUCGCAGCCCCUGGA